Messenger RNA from Lates calcarifer (barramundi perch), 6996 nucleotides. RefSeq names its product pleckstrin homology-like domain, family B, member 2b (gene phldb2b). The transcript is spliced from 25 exons. Gene Ontology annotation, cellular component: basal cortex. Gene Ontology annotation, molecular function: protein binding. The record is from RefSeq and is a predicted model, not a curated record. Gene Ontology annotation, biological process: regulation of microtubule cytoskeleton organization. NCBI's taxonomy places the organism in Eukaryota, Metazoa, Chordata, Actinopteri, Centropomidae. The coding region runs from base 472 to 4968 and encodes 1498 amino acids.
GUGUAGGUGGUCUGUUAACACCUGCACUCUAUGCUCUCUGAGUGAGUGAGUGAGUGAGUUAGUGAGAGAGAGAGAGAGAGAGGGAGAGAGAGAGAGACUCCCUCCCCUCUCUCCCUGUCCAGCUCAACUUCCAGCUGUUGUUGCAUUCCUCUACACGUCGCAAUUGGCUGGGGCCGUCGGCUUUUUACGUUUGCAUGUGCUAUGUUUGAAGUGUGUGUGUGUGUGUGUGUGUGUGUGUGUCAGAUGUGACAUCGGAGUAGAACUCUUUCCUAAACAUCCAGAGGUUGCUCAUGCGGCACAGGGAAUGUAUCUGCUGUCAAGAAGGAGACUUUAACCACAAAAACGGAAGAAGUGACAGGAGUUUAUUUAUUUAUUUUUUUUGUUUGUUUUGUUUUAGUUUUUUUUUUUUUUUUCAGGCGACAUAAUCCUGGAUCUUGGAGCAGCUACAUACUUUGCGUCAUUUUCUGCACUAUGGCAGAAGUGGUCAAUCUCGCUUCAAUAAUGGACUCUGAGAUGCUGUUCCAACCAGAGUCAGACCAGAUGUCCCCAGUUGAACCCAAGUCUCCACCUCUGGAUCUGAUCGACACAGGGAAGGGGUUGAAGGUCCAGACAGCUACGCCUCAUCUGGUUAGCCUGGGCAGCGGGAGGCUGAGCGUGGCAAUCACUCUGCUGCCCCUGAAGGAAGGGGUGACCCGCAUAGGCCGGGAAGAUGCUCCAGUUCCUCAAGAUAUCACUAUCCAGGGGCCUGGCAUCGAGGCAGAGCACUGUCUCAUCAUCAAUGAAGGAGGGGUGGUGACUCUGGACCCCUGCGGUCACCUCUGCAGUUUGGAUGGAGUCCAGGUCACUGUGCCAACACCACUCACACAGGGUUAUUCCCUGUGUCUGGGUAAAUCCUACUUCUUCCGGUUCAACCAUCCCGAGGAGGCAAGCAGAAUGAAGAGCAUGCUUCCACAAAAGAGCCCUGUGUCCGCUUUAGCCUACAACACAGACUACCUUAAGUUUAGCAGUGACUAUAGCUAUGCGGUGGCGGGCGGCACCAGCAGUGCUAGGGGCAUGCGAUCAGCCUCUGAGCUCCGGGACUUGAUGGACACCCUGCAGCGCAAGAAGAUUGCCCUGGAGAACAGCCUGAGAGCCAAUGGGAAUGCUAACCCCUCCUACUUCAGCGUGACACAGUCUCCUCCCACCACACCCAUCACGAGUCCUGCCACAUCCUCAUCAGCCUAUCAGGAACAGGCAAGGCGAUUCUACGGCUCAGAUCGUCCACCCUUGUCUUUGAAAUCUGCCCCCCCUCCUUCCCCCGGACGUCGAUCUGAUCCUACUUCUUUCCUGGCCUCCCGGACCUCAGCUGGCGUUAGUGAUAGCCGGCGGCCACACAACCAGGGCUCCUCUCCUUUACUGUCCACAUGGAAUGGUGGAGGCUCGUCAACUUCUGUUGCUGGCAGCGAUAGCACCCUCCUCUCUCUUCCUCCCUCCUCCUCAACCCAUACUCCAUCAGCAGGAGGUGCAGCCAGCAUGCCCUCAAGCCCCCGUCUAGGACGUCGUAGCUGUGGAAACCAGGAGCCAUCACCCAGCAGUCGAACCAGGAAAUACUCAGCAGGCUCGCUGAGUGGGAUGAUGGGAGGAGGGCACAGCCGCUCGCUGCCACGCCUAUGCCCCUCCCCAUCUCCUCAUGACAACAACAACAGAAUGCUGACCUUGUCGACGCUGCCCCCACGCCGAUCUGAUAUUACUGGGAGUUACAAAUUUAGUAGAGACCAUUACAACAACAACAGCCAGAAUGCCAGCCCUGACCUCAACCACAACUCUCCUAUCUCUACCCAGCAUGCCUCCUACAGGAAUCAAAUCCAGACUACAGCUCAGGGAGAGGGUGUUGUGUCUAUCUCCCUCUCCUCUACUAAGAACUUGUCCUCUACCACCCCCCCCACAACAAGCCCACCUGAUGUAACCAUCCCAUCUAGAACAGGGAGCUCCUCUUCCCCUCGUGUGGCCAAAAAACUCAGCCUAACUUCUUCUAGUUCUGUGGCCUCCAUCAGUUCUACAAGUUCCAGCCCUCCAGACCUGGAACGGCUGGUGAGCCAGGGAGUCUCCCAAGGAAUAGAGGUAUCUUUUGGGGACAAGGAGAGGCGAGGUGUAGAUCUAGAACUCACUGGUGCACCAGGGCUUGGUCUUGAAGAGAGGAGGUCGUCCUUUGGGAAGGCAGGACUGGAAUCUGGGAUGGGUUUGGGAGAGAGGAGACUAUCAUUCGGAAAGGCAGGAGUGACUCCACCAGGGGGGUUCAGGGAAAGAAGGGGGAGUAUCAGCUCCCUGAGUGGGAAGGAGGAACUAACUGACUACCAUCAGCGCCAAAAAGAGGAGAGAUUACGUGAGCAGGAGGUGGAGAGACUGGAGCGGCAACGGUUAGAGACUAUAUUGUCUCUGUGUUCUGAGCUGGGCCAGGCUGAGAGGGAUGGCGGUGACACGGCUACAAGUCCCACUUCAGCUGUGGCAGAUCUCCAAAAGAUCAACCAGGAGCUUGAGAAGCUCCAAGUGAACGAUGAUGAUGACGACACGCCAUCUGUCUUUUCAGACUUUUCAGCUGUUUUUGAAACAACAGGGAAUGGACACAUGACCUCUCCUGGAUCGGAGAAUGGUUACUAUGAUGAUGAUCUACAGUCACGACAGAGGCGCAGAAGCGGUCACCGAGACAACAGGGCAGAAUCCCCCACCAUCAGUCUGCGAAGCUUCGCCCCCUCACCUUCUCCACGUACACAGAGGACCAAUGAGGCUUUAGAUGAUGCAGCUCGUCGCCGCAGACCGGAUGUGAGGCCUUCGGAGGAGGAAGUGAGGCAUGUGGAGGAGGAGAGGAUCCAGGUGCUAAACAACAUGGAGGAGCUGGAAAAAAAGAUCAAAGAGCUGGACAACCAAAUGGAGGAAUCUGCACGAGAGGUGGAGGUUGAACGGGCUCUGGUGGAGGCUGAGCAGGAGUCGGAGUUAGCUGCUCUCCAGCACGAAAAAGAUGCUCUGGAAGCGCUUCACAACAAGAUGGCUGAGCUAGAGACAAAGUCCCAACAGGAAAAAGAAAAGGCGUGUGAGUUGCUGCAGGCAGAAAGGGGCAGAGUAGAGAGGUUGGCUCAGAUUGUGUGUGAGCAGCGCUCCCAGCUGGACAGCUGCCCUGAGGCCACCAAGGAGCCCCUGCAGGAGCAGCUAGCCAGGGACUGUGAGGUGCUCGAGGCAGAGACAAAGCGUUUCGAGGACCUGGAGUUUCAGCAGCUGGAGAGAGAGAGCAGGCAGGAUGAGGAGAAGGAGACCCAUACACAGCAGCUCCUGCGAGAGAUUGCAGAUUACCAGCGCAGCACAGUCACGCGCAAGGAGCGACUGUUAACUCUGAAGAAGCAGACAGCACAGAUUACCCAGCAGGCUCAGCGCGAGAAGGAGAGCUUCUUGAGUGAGAGGAGCAACCUUGAAUCAAUGCUGCAAAGGGAGAGAGAAAACCUUGCCACACUGGAAGGAAAACACGCCGACCUCACUGGUGGCCGGGGCUUCACACUAAGAGAGGGCUAUGUCACAGUCAGUGAAAUCAAUGAGCUUUACUCGCAGCUUAGAGGGGACCCUAAACCCGCCCCUGCCCCUGCUCUGGCCAAUGCCUCUCCUGAGUCCGAGGCAAACCCCUCCCCCGACGACGACACCCCCAAACCACCGGAUGACGAGCUCUAUUAUUCCUCCUCUCCUGCCGACUGUCACUCCUCUUCCUCCUCUUCUUCCUCUUCCCAUCUAAAUCCCCGCCCCCUCCCCAAAACACCCUCUGUGCAUUGGCCAGAGAACAUGGUGUCAUAUCGAGACCCCUCUCCCCUCCCUGACUCUCCCCCGCCUCCCCUUCCUGUCAAAAAACACCAUCACCGACACAGGCAGCAUUUCCGUUUUCUGGAGGAGAGGAGGAGGUCGGAGAAAGAAGGUGGAUCUCAUCUAAGUGACACAUUACCCAGGAAGAAAGCCACACCCACCACGACUCGCCACUUCAUGUGUGCAACACUGGGACGCAGUUUCCCUACAAAGUCCCAUCAGCCCCUGGUACAGAGCACAAGUUGUGGCAGCAUUCUACCAAGAAUUCUCUCGUUAUCCAGCAAGGAAACAGAAUCUCGACGCUUGCAAAAAGGUCAGGCUGGCUCUCGAGCAGCUUCUCAGACCAACGUCUACCUCGAUGCCUUUGGAUACCGUGACAACCAGGCCUUUGACACAAUGAGUGUGGAUAGUGCCGACUCCAUUGAAACCAGCAUCUCUGCUUGCUCUCCUGAUAACGUCUCCAGUGCCAGCACAUCAAAUGUGGCCAAACUUGAAGAGAUGGAGCGUCUGCUGCGAGAGGCUCAGGCAGAGAAGAGCCGCCUUCUCGAACACAAGGAGCGAGAGAUGGAAAUGCGAAAGCAGGCACUGGAGGAGGAGAGGAAAAGAAGGGAGGAACUGGAGAAAAGGCUACAGGAGGAGACGAGCAGGCGCCAAAAACUCAUUGACCGUGAGGUGAAACUGCGAGAGAAACAAAGGGCACAGUCCCGGCCAUUAACGCGGUAUCUGCCAGUGAGAAAGGACGACUUUGACUUGCGGGCUCACAUUGAGUCAGCGGGCCACAGCGUAGACACGUGCUUCCACUUGUCCAUCUCUGAAAAGACCUGUCGAGGCUACUUGGUCAAGAUGGGAGGCAAAAUCAAAACCUGGAAGAAACGCUGGUUUGUCUUUGACCGCAACCGACGCACACUCUCCUACUAUGCAGACAAGCAUGAAGUCAAGCUGAAAGGAGUCAUCUACUUUCAAGCUAUUGAAGAAGUGUAUUACGAUCACUUGAAGAAUGCACAUAAGAGUCCCAACCCCUCCCUGACCUUCAGUGUUAAGACUCAUGAUAGGGUCUACUACAUGGUUGCUCCCUCUCCAGAGGCCAUGAGGAUCUGGAUGGAUGUAAUCGUCACAGGCGCUGAGGGAUACACCCAGUUCAUGGUGUAGUGAAGGGGUUACGGCUGUAGGAAAUGCCAACAUGUCAUGGCUCUUUGUGCUUUUAAAGAUUAAGUUUUCCAUUUCUUUUUUUUUUUUUUUUUAAAUCCUUGGACGUAGUGUCUGGAUGGAUGUUGUUGGCAUCUCUGCUGAAGAAUGAACGUUCAAAAAAAUUUUCAACAUUUUAUCUGCAUCAUUUGGAAGAUGGGCAGGGUUUACAGUUGUAUGUGGAGUAUUCAUGUGAAACUGUGUGCAGAUAUAAAAUAAUAAUUGUAACAUUUUAGGCAGUCAGGUUCGGUCCAAAAGAAGUAAUGAAGUUCAGGAGAUCUGCAGUGGUGCUAUGAUAUACGACAGUGCCUUGCAGUGGGCUCAGGUAUAUCUCAAGGAUUUGCUCAAGUGUGACUAAUGUUAAAAAAUGUUGACCUGACUUUAUGAUUAUAUGAGCCAUAACCCAUUUUCUUCAAAGAAGAGCAGACUAUGACUUAUUGGCUCUUUUUUUAGCCAGCUAGUUUGAGUUCUGUAUUAUGUCCUUAUCAACAUCUCGUUAUUAACAUCAAUCAGAGUUACAUAACAGUGAUUCAAUAUCUGUGUUUAGAAAUGCUCAUUGUCAAACAAACCUUAAAUAACUUUAAUCAGUCAUGGAAGAACUUGUGGUAAAUUUUGCGAUGGGGUUUAAUCAAUGUUAGAUCAUCGUGUGUCGUAAUCAUUUUUAUUCCAUUUCAUGUGUACAGAAUAAGUAAUGCAUAUUAAUUUAGUAAAGGUAGUUGAGAAAAUGUAUUUUAAAUUUAAACUUUUUUUCAUCUUGAUUUAAUUUCAUGCAUCAUCACUGUGGCAUUCUCAGAUCUUAACUGUUUGCAUGGAAGUGCAUGCAUAUGAUUGUGUGAAUUUUUUACACAUAUGUGCUGAAGAGGUGCCUGUUUUAUGUGCAUACUUUAUGUACAUACAUUUACUUUGAGCUUCUUAUGAAGCCCCAAGGUGCUAUUCUUACUUGGUGAAUGACACUAAUAAUCCCAGCCACAUCAAAUUUAAAUUGGGGUAUAAUUAUACACUUUUAUGAUUAACACUAAUUUUUAAAAUAGUUUAUUGUGUCACCCCAGACUCAGAAUUGAAACUUAAAUAACUGUUAAAUUAUCAUUAGCGUCAGGUGACUUUUUAUUUUUCAGUAUAAGGAGUUGAAUAAGCAAGAGGAAUAAUGAAUUUUAAUAAGGCGCAGAGUUGUGAUAUUUGUACAUUUUGUUUCUAAGCUGUAGUUCAUUUAGUUAUUACAGUUAAUGAUGCAUUAUCGACUAAAGACUCCCAUAUGUGCCUUUUCAUUAUCAUAUUUUGUGUGACAAUAUUUUGACAUGCCUGUUAUUUUAUUAUAUUUUUAAGAGCUACAUGUAUCUAUAUACUAAAUGCUAAUUUGUCUGUGGUAAGAAAAUAUGCAAAUGUGGAAACGUGGUCCUGAAUGGUUUUAUCUCGUAGGAUUAAGCUGUCUUUUAAGAUGACAAGCAGACUCUAUGGUACACACGCCCAAUUAAUAGGCAUUUAGUAAUAAAAACAGUCUGAUUAUUGUGCAGCUUUGGUCCACUAGCUUUCAUUGUAUUGCUUUUACUACCAUCAAUUUAAUAUAUUGAUUAAACUGACUAUUCCACAUUGAUCACUAAAGCUGCUUUGAUAUUAUAUAUCAUACUCCAUACUACAACUGCAAAAAAUCAGUGAUGAGUGCAUCAUUUUGCCUCAUGGCAAUGCUAUCUGUUUUGUUUUACUGACCAAAGUACAUGUUCAUGUGGUGUGAUAUAUAUGUGGUUUCUUUGCUUUGACUUCUCUUUGUUAAGUACAAUAAGAUCAAAAUGAUGUUUUUACAUGACUUACUGAGCACAUGGGUAUUUUCCACCAACUAAAGGAGCUGUUACGAUGGAGGUUCUCAUGAGCUUACAUUUUACUUUUUUUAAAAAUAUUUUUUAAAAUGGUGAUCUUACUAUAUUUAUGUCAAGACCAGUGCAUGUAUCUUUUGUAUUUCCAUAUGAAUAAUAAAAAAUAUAUAUGUUUUUCUUUUCA